AUGAACUCGAACGAGAUACGGGAACGAUUCCUCAGCUACUUUGAAUCACAGGGGCACUCACGAGUUGCCAGCUCCUCACUCAUCCCGGUGGGCGACCCUACCCUGCUGCUCACCAACGCGGGCAUGGUGCAGUUCAAGCCGUAUUUCUCGGGCGAGGCAACCCCUCCGAAUCGCCGGCUGACUUCGUCGCAGAAGUCCUUCCGCACCGUCGACAUCGACGAGGUGGGCGACGCGACUCACCUGACGAUGUUCGAGAUGCUGGGAAACUUCAGCUUCGGCGACUACUUUAAGGACGGCGCCAUGGAGUUCGCGGUCGACUGCCUCGAAUCCGCCAUGGGUCUGCCGAGGGAGAAUUUCUCCGCCACGGUCCACGAGGGCGACGACGAGGCGUACGACCUCUGGCAGAAGCACGGCAUCCCGACGGAACGCAUCUAUCGAUUCGGCGAUGCGGACAACUGGUGGGGGCCUCCCAUUCAUGGAGAUGAGGGCCCGUGCGGGCCGUGCGCCGAGCUCCACUACGAUUUCGGAGACGCCCGUCCCGGCUGCGGCCUCGACGACUGCGGCCCCAACUGCGAGAACGUGAACCCGGAUACGGGGCUGGUCUGCCAACGAUACGUGGAGCUGUGGAACCUCGUGUUCAUGCAGUUCUACCGAAACCCGGAUGGCAGCCUCCCUCCCCUGCCGCAGACCGGCAUCGACACGGGAAUGGGCUUCGAACGGCUGGUGGUCGUCCUUCAGGACGCCGAGGACAUCUACGGGACAGACCUGUUCCUGCCACUCAUUCGCAAGGUCGAGGCGAUCGCCGGUCACGACUCCGAAGAGAGCGCCGAAGUGAGGCAGGCGAUGCGCGUCGUCGCCGAGCACGGGCGAAGCUCGGCGUUCCUCAUUGCCGACGGCGUUGUUCCCUCCAAUGAUGGGCGGGGCUACGUUUUGAGGCGGCUCGUGAGACGUGCCAUCCGUCACGCCCGCAGGCUCGGCAUGGACGAGCCGUUCCUCGGAGAUAUCGCCGAUGCCGUAACCGACAUCAUGGGAGACGCCUACCCGGAGCUCCGCAACAAUCGCGAUUUCGUACAGACGGUCAUCAAGCUGGAGAAGAACGAUUCUGUCGGUCUUUCCAGAACGGCUACGCGAUGCUGA
Messenger RNA from Geodia barretti, 1137 nucleotides. The record is from the annotation of a GenBank genome assembly. Lineage: Eukaryota; Metazoa; Porifera; Demospongiae; Tetractinellida; Geodiidae.